Messenger RNA from Aedes albopictus (Asian tiger mosquito), 2163 nucleotides. RefSeq lists its product as uncharacterized. Bases 237 to 2081 code for a protein of 614 amino acids. Lineage: Eukaryota; Metazoa; Arthropoda; Insecta; Diptera; Culicidae. The transcript is spliced from 2 exons. The record is from RefSeq and is a predicted model, not a curated record. Gene Ontology annotation, molecular function: RNA-DNA hybrid ribonuclease activity; nucleic acid binding.
UGGAUCAUCACAUCCGUGAUGUUCAUCUGGCCAACGUGCCUCUUCAUGUGAACCAACAUGCCUACCAAUCUGGUAAGUCCACUGGGACUCUUUUACACAAGGUUGUUUACGAUAUCGAGAAAGCAUUCGCUCAAAAGCAAUCUUGUUUGGGUGUUUUCUUAGAUAUCGAGGGUGCCUUUGACAACGUGCCUUUCGAUGCCAUAUUGGAAGCCGCACGGAGUCAUGGUAUAUCUCCAAUGAUUUCCAAUUGGAUUCACCAAAUGCUCAAAAACCGAUAUCUCUUCUCGACAUUGCGUCUAGCAGGGAUUAGGAAAUUGAGUGUUUGUGGAUGCCCCCAAGGGGGUGUCUUAUCACCGCUUUUGUGGAAUCUCGUAGCAGAUACGCUAUUGAGGCAACUCAAUAAUAGCGGUUUUCCUACUUAUGGUUUUGCCGACGACUACCUAACAUUGUUAGUUGGUAUGUGCAUCAGCACCCUUUUCGACCUGAUGCAAAACGCCCUUCAGGUAGUUGAGGGUUGGUGUCGCCAAUAUGGCCUUUCGGUUAAUCCGAGUAAAACAUCUAUUGUUCUUUUCACGGAAAGGCGAAACCGUAAUGGCGUUCGACCUUUGCGUCUCUUUGAUUCUGAAAUCGAUGUGACUGAACAGGUAAAGUACGUUGGAGUCAUUCUUGAUUCCAAGCUUUCCUGGACACCUCACAUUGAGUUCAGAAUCAAGAAAGCUUGUAUGGCCUUCGGGCAAUGCCGGCGUACUUUUGGUACAACUUGGGGUCUAAAACCCAAGUAUAUCAAAUGGAUUUACACAACUGUGGUUCGGCCAAUAUUGGCUUAUGGAUGUCUUGUGUGGUGGCAAAAGGGUGAAGUGAGAACGGUCCAAUCAAAAUUAGGCCAUCUCCAAAGGAUGUGCUUAAUGGCGAUGUCUGGAGCGUUCUCUUCAACUCCUACGGCAGCGCUAGAAGUUCUCUUUGACGUUGCCCCACUACACAUUCAUCUCAAACAAGAAGCCCUUUCUUGCACUUACCGGUUACGGGUACUCGGUCUACUAGAGGAAACUCCUGUGAACCGCACAUCAACACACACCUCGUUGUUUCCACUUUUGGUGAAUUGGGACAAAAUUGUCCUUGCUCCAAGUGAUCUUACAAUUGCUUGUAAUUUUCCAUAUAGGACAUUUUCCACGAAAUUCCCUUCCCGGGAAGAGUGGACAUCUGGUUAUCUGGAAAGAAGUAUUUCAGACGGCAUCGUAUGUUACACUGAUGGCUCCCUUCUCGAAGGUCGAGCAGGUGCUGGUGUUUAUUCUCGUGAGCUAAGGCUGUAUCAGUCUUACUCACUUAGUAGACACUGCACCGUUUUUCAGGCCGAAAUCUUUGCUCUUAUGUGCGGAGUGCAAUCAGCACUCCAGCAGCACGUAAUGGGCAAAGUAAUAUACUUCUGUUCAGAUAGCCAGGCUGCUAUUAAAGCACUUGCUUCGGCCAACUCCAGGUCGAAGAUAGUUAUCGCUUGUCGAACUCAAAUCGAGGAGCUGAAUUCAGCAAACGCUGUUCACCUUCUAUGGGUACCUGGUCAUUCUUCCAUCGCUGGAAAUGAAUUGGCUGAUGAGUUAGCUCGCUCUGGAGCAUCACAUGACUUCAUUGGCCCUGAGCCAGCUAUUCCGAUAUCGAAGUGUUGGAUUAAGCUUCAGAUUCACACCUGGGCUGUCAUUCAACACAGACAAUAUUGGAAUAGUUUGGAGUCAUGUCGUCAAACCAAAUUGUAUAGUGCUGAGCCAUCUCUACGGGUGGCGAAGUAUCUAACUAAUCUGUCUAAGCAGAAUUGCAGCAUGUUGGUCAAAGCAUUGACUGGCCACUGCCGACUCAGCUAUCACAUGGCGAAUAUUCAGCAAGCUGAUUCAUUUGCCUGUGAUAGCUGUGAAUCCGAUUAUGGAACUUCGUAUCAUUUGAUAUGUAACUUGCCCUUUUCAGGGCGCUGUUUGAACCCAUUGUGGUACGCUUGUGCGUUAGUACCCUCUUCCAGGGUAUUUUUCCUAUUUCCCUACCUGUCCCUAUCCCCAUCCAAAUCCUUUUUCCUUCCUUUUCCCUCAGGUAGAUAAUAAAAUAGGCUGUUAUUUUGGCGAUGGCACAAAUGUCCCAAAUGGAGGAUAACGUGCCUCUGGAGCCGGCCUUCUGAUACCU